Molecule: messenger RNA, 882 nt
Organism: Metarhizium robertsii ARSEF 23
Lineage: Eukaryota; Fungi; Ascomycota; Sordariomycetes; Hypocreales; Clavicipitaceae
Product: Peptidase S1/S6, chymotrypsin/Hap
Exons: 3
Coding region: 1-882 (293 amino acids)
Biological process (GO): proteolysis
Molecular function (GO): serine-type endopeptidase activity
Source: RefSeq, a predicted model, not a curated record
AUGGCACCAAAGGCUGCUUUUACACUAGCCAUGGCGUUUUCUGCCAUUUUGGCAUCGGCAGCAACUAUUGAUAAGAGAAUUAUCCAAGGAGAAGAUGCCAAAGAUGGUGAAAUAAAAUUCAUCGUCAGUGUUCGUGAUGAGAAUAAGACUCAUCAAUGCGGAGGCAGUCUGUUAGACGGCUAUACAGUUCUUACUGCUGCUCAUUGCAUACAUUACGGACCCAAACUCGUCUAUGUAACGGCUGGAACAGUGGACUCUAAGACGGGGGGAGUAGAAGCACAAGUUGCAUCUUUCAAGAAGCACCCUAAUUACGAACCGAGCUUUGAUGACGAUGAAUACUGGCUAGAAAAUGUAAUUUCUUACGAAGAAAAUGAUAUUGCCAUCUUGAAAUUAUCGACUCCGAUUGAGAAUAGCAAUACGAUUGAAUAUGCCACGUUGCCUCCGACCGGCUCGGACGCCGUGGUCAAUUCCACAGCAAUCGCUGCAGGCUGUCGGAAAGAUGCUGACUUGCAGGACAGGGGCGCACAAAGCCCCAAGGAUAUAUACUCCGAGGACGAAUACAUACCGGCUAAGAAACUUAGCAAGGUUGUUCUUCCUAUUCACGCACGCGAGGAUUGUGCCCAGUACGCCGGUGUAGGUGAUAGAGAUACCAUAAUAUGUGCCGGUGGAGAAGGCAAGAAUGUUUGCAACGCGGAUAGCGGUGGGCCUCUUUUUGAUCAGAAAACGGGACAGUUACUCGGUGUCGUGUCAUGGAGCAUCAUGGCAGAUCAGCAGUAUUGCAACCGGGCUCCCGGGCUGUUUACCAGAGUCGGCACCUAUAUCGACUUUAUCAACGAAAAUCUUGGUCCAGCUUCUGAUCAUAAUGGUGAUGGAGUCCGCUGA